This is a messenger RNA of Kwoniella shivajii, 1149 nucleotides long. RefSeq lists its product as uncharacterized. The transcript is spliced from 10 exons. The record is from RefSeq and is a predicted model, not a curated record. Lineage: Eukaryota; Fungi; Basidiomycota; Tremellomycetes; Tremellales; Cryptococcaceae. Gene Ontology annotation, cellular component: membrane. Gene Ontology annotation, molecular function: palmitoyl-(protein) hydrolase activity. The coding region runs from base 1 to 1149 and encodes 382 amino acids.
AUGAUCACGACAUCCACAUUUUUGACAAUUGCCAAAUACAUAUUCGGUACUUCAGUGGCCGCGACCACACUCGCAGCAGGGGGAUUAUGGUUCUUUCAAAGACACUUGAUCUAUCCAGCUUAUGUUCCUGAAGGUGCGAGGAAGGUCGUACCAAGGCCUAUCGAAUUAGGAAUGCCAUACGAAGAUAUAACCUUAUCGACAAGAGAUAAAGUGAAGAUCAAAGCAUAUGUGAUUCCAGCUAGGAGAAAUCCAGUUUUGACUGAUCAACUGAGGAAUCUGAACCAUAAGGAGAGAGAAGAAUUGGGUGAAAAAGAAAUGGAGAAAUGGUUGGAUGAAUUAGGUGAUGAAAAGGCUAUUGAUUACGCUAAAAGUAGACCUACGAUAGUGAUAUUUCAUGCCAAUGCAGGUAAUAUGGGUCAUAGAGUACCGUUGGCGAGGAAGCUGAAUGUGGAUUUUCGCUGUAACAUAUUCAUGUUAUCAUAUCGAGGGUACGGUUUAUCAGAAGGAAGACCUUCAGAGCAUGGUAUACGCAUAGAUAUUGAAACGGCUAUGGAAUUCGUGAAAUCGCAUCCUAUCUUAGGGGAAACGAAGAUCGUGCUAUAUGGACAAUCUCUUGGGGGAGCAUCAUGUCUUUAUGCAGGUAGUAGAUACCGUGAUUUGGUAUCCGGUAUAAUCCUCGAGAACACUUUCCUCUCCCUGCCAUCCCUUAUCCCACUAGUCUUGCCUCAAUUACCUAAAUUCGUUUUGCCGAUCUUAUUGACCGAGCAUUGGGAUGCCCAUCAUACGAUGCCAUAUAUACCAUCCACUACUCCCGUCUUGAUGAUAGCGGGAAAGAACGAUGAGCUAGUUAAACCAAGUCAAAUGAUCGCUUUACGUCAUUUACGUGGAGGAGGUCUGUUGAAAUGGAAAGAAUUGGAUGGAGGUCAUAAUGAUACUUGUCUACAACCUGGUUAUUGGGAGAUUAUAGGUGACUGGCUGAGAGAUCAGAUUGAUCUUGUACCGUCAUAUGCAGAUUCGAAGAGGAUAUCCGAUCAGGAUCGAGAGAGAGAAACUGAAAGAGAGAAAGAGGAAGAAGAGAAAAGUGAAAGUAGUGAUGAUUUUCAAAGAGUCACGAAAGAAGAAAUUUUAGAAGCCAAGAAAGAGUUGUAG